UAAGUCUGUGUAACAGCUUCUACACAGGCAAUGCGGUUAUAAAACUGUUCAAUUGUGCAUAUUUAAGCUACAAAGUCAUCGGUUGUCGAAGAGUGAUUUUCUUUCAAAAUCAGUGGUUAUCGGGGGCUCAAGUACUGUGCUCUGAGUUCCAGAAGGCACCGAGGGGACAACAUCACAGUCACAGGCGUCUCCGUGACACACAUUUUUUUGACCUGAUUGCCAACCUCAAGACUGAAGUUGGACAGCAGUAAUUAUGCACCGAAUCCGACCAGGUCUGUAUCUUGGCUGUCGUGCAGACGCUUAUGAUGUACAGGCCUUGCGGGCAGCUAAAAUAACCCACAUUUUGACGAUCGAAUUGGAACCACUGGAAAUUCACUCAAAUAAUUUCACUUAUAACUUUAUACAAGUGGCCGAUCUUCCCGAUAAAGAUUUACUCAGUCAUUUUCCAGAGUGUAUAGCGUUUAUUGAGGAUGGAAUUCGAAAGGGCGGCGUAAUGGUUCACUGUUUUAUGGGAAUCUCCCGAAGUACCACGGUCGUCUUAGCUUAUUUAAUGCGCAAGGACAAAAAAACUCUGGACAGUGCUUUCUUGCAUGUCAAACAAAUUAAACAAGAAGUUAGUCCUAACCAUGGGUUCAUGGAGCAACUACGUCUCUUUGAAGCAAUGGGAUGUCCUAAGAACUUUGAAGAUCAUAUACUGUACAAGCAGUAUAAACUUGAAAGGGUAGCCCGUGCUGUCUUUGACAGGAGUGGUUACGAUGAUCCAGUGUCUAGUUGUAUAGCCAAGGAUCCUCAGUUAUAUGAUGAAGAUGAACCUCAAACUGUCUAUAAAUGCAGAAUGUGUAGAAGAUCCAUCUUCAAGGCCACCAGUAUACUCAAACACAAAAUCGGUAAAGGGGCAAGAACAUUCAAAGCUAAAUCUGGAAAACUGACAUACAGUGACCAGGUUGUGUGUACAUCAAUAUUUAUAGAACCAGUGGCUUGGAUGGAACAAGUGUUAGCUGGUGUGAUUGGAGGAAAGCUUCUCUGUCCUAAGUGUAAUGCUAGGUUGGGUUCAUUUAAUUGGGCAGGUGAUCAGUGUUCCUGUGGGACGUGGGUAACGCCGGCAUUUAAAAUCCACUGCAGUAAAGUGGAUGAAUCAAAAACAAGUUUGCCAACUACAACAGCAGCAGUAAAGGGACAACCAGGAGGAGCGACUGCAUCAUGAGUUGCCAUGG
Messenger RNA from Saccoglossus kowalevskii, 1214 nucleotides. RefSeq names its product dual specificity protein phosphatase 12-like. Gene Ontology annotation, molecular function: protein tyrosine/serine/threonine phosphatase activity. Gene Ontology annotation, biological process: protein dephosphorylation. Lineage: Eukaryota; Metazoa; Hemichordata; Enteropneusta; Harrimaniidae. The record is from RefSeq and is a predicted model, not a curated record.